UACUGUUGUACAGUUUUGAACGGUUUGCACGUGCUUAUGGUAGAUGAGGUCUUCGAGACCGUCGCCGCGAUCACGACUGUACAAGCACUGGCGUGGAAAGAGUAAGUUCUACUGUGCUGGCCGCUGCAUCACGGGCGGAGAGGGCGAGUGCCCCAUUGCGUGCUUGGGUGGUUUGAGCUGUGCGAGUUUAGCCACCUGGAUUUGCAUUCUCGUUCCAAGCGCCUUGUACUUCGCGUUUGUCUUGCCACGUUUGCAGAGGCAGAAUGCCCCAGCUUUGCUGGUGCCCGCCUCGCUUGCGCUAUUCGUGGCGACCGUCUUUUUCCUACUGGCUACGUGCUGCAGCGAUCCAGGCAUCAUUCCACCAAGGAAAUUCGUGUUGGCAACAGGCAACCGGGCUCAACUAGCCGAGCUUCUGGGCUACGAUCUCCUUGGGCCAACUGGAGAGGAACCUUGCGGAGACCCUUACAUGGAUGCUGCAAACAUGGUGCCAGAGGCACUUCGCGCAGAAGGAUACCGUUGGUGUCACACCUGUCAGAUCAUUCGACCUCCACGCGCAUCGCAUUGCAAAGACUGUGACCAUUGCGUGCUGCGGUACGAUCAUCAUUGCCCUUUCGUGAACAAUUGCGUGGGCCAACGGAACUAUCACUUUUUCAUCGGUUUCACGACCGUGGCCAUUUUCCUGGCAAUUAUUGUUUUGCCAGCAAUCCUGUGGACCUUCUCCGGCGAGGGUGAGAACGGUGAGAACAAAGAGGCUCACGGCUCAUUUGGCUGGUAUCGUGUGGUGGUGCUGCUCGGCUGCGUUGCAGUGGCAGUUGCGGCCCUGAUGUUGGUUCUGCUUUGGAUCUACCAUCUUUGGCUGGUCUUCAAUGGCAAGACAACCAAGGAGCACUGGAGACAGUUGGACCUCGACAGCGAGCCCACUUUGCUGGCACCUCGGGGCCCUCGGUUGUUGAGGCCUUUCGAUUUAGUCGACGAAGAUGCUCUGGCUUGAAAUCUUUGGUUUUCUGGAGCAAAAUUCAAUAAGUUGGCUCAGCGGGGUCAUGUUUUAGGCUCCUGGGUCUGUGGUUGUCCAGGAGGGUUUGCACAGCGUUGGAGAAGGCAUUCACUCAUUACGUUACAGUGCAACACUAAACACGUCAAAAUGCUUGCAUGACAUUUGACAAAACAAUGAUGCCUCUGAUUUAAAG
This is a messenger RNA of Cladocopium goreaui, 1187 nucleotides long. The record is from the annotation of a GenBank genome assembly. Lineage: Eukaryota; Dinophyceae; Suessiales; Symbiodiniaceae.